UCUCUUUGGCAAAACGUUUUCACCUAAUGCUUUCGGUGAUCUGAUAUUAUAAAUAUUUUAGGCCGUCCAUUUGGCAUUCACAAUAAUCCAAUUUCUCGAGUUAAAACUAUUAGAAUAAUUGUAUUUUUUACAAAUAUAUUCAAAUUAGUAUUUCAAAAAUGCAGUUGUUCAUAAGAGGCCAGAAUACCCAUGCCUUGGAGUGCGAAGGUGCUGAAAACAUUUCACUAAUUAAGGCUAAAUUAGCACUCUUGGAAGAUGUUGAUGAAAACGUAAUUUCUUUAUACUGCCAAGGUGAACCACUUAAUGACUAUCAAGUUGUUGGAGAGUUAAACAAUUUCAAUGUUGAUCUUAUUGUUCCAUUACUUGGAGGUAAGGUCCAUGGUUCUCUAGCACGUGCUGGUAAAGUUAAGGGACAAACGCCUAAGGUUGAAAAAGUUGAGAAAAAGAAGAAGAAGAAAACUGGACGAUCUAAAAGACGUAUUCAAUACAACAGACGUUUUGUCAAUGUUGUUCAAACAUUUGGACGCAGGAGAGGACCAAAUGCUAAUUCAUAAUUUGUUUCAUUAUAUUUUAUUAAAAAAUAAAUCAAUAAUUUGACAAAAAA
Molecule: messenger RNA, 604 nt
Organism: Adelges cooleyi (spruce gall adelgid)
Lineage: Eukaryota; Metazoa; Arthropoda; Insecta; Hemiptera; Adelgidae
Gene: RpS30
Product: FAU ubiquitin-like and ribosomal protein S30
Exons: 4
Coding region: 159-554 (131 amino acids)
Biological process (GO): translation
Cellular component (GO): cytosolic small ribosomal subunit; ribosome
Molecular function (GO): structural constituent of ribosome; protein binding
Source: RefSeq, a predicted model, not a curated record